Molecule: messenger RNA, 678 nt
Organism: Saccostrea cuccullata (small rock oyster)
Lineage: Eukaryota; Metazoa; Mollusca; Bivalvia; Ostreida; Ostreidae
Exons: 1
Coding region: 1-678 (225 amino acids)
Source: RefSeq, a predicted model, not a curated record
AUGAAGUUUUCCAUUUUCUUUACGAUUGUGAUCACAAUUUCCGAAGUCAUAUCAGAUUCCUUGUUAACUGGUACUUAUGAUCCGAACUCCACUGCUCUGAUAAAUGACAGACGUGACGUAAAGGAAAUUGACGUCCUCCGUCAGCUCGUCAACCAGGAGACCCUCAUCCGGGUAUCCAUGGUCAAUGACGUCAAAUCAGUUGUCGAUGACGUCACAUCUGUAAAGAGAAACUUGACGUCUACAGAGACGAUGGUCGUCACUCUUCUCCAGACGAUUGAGUCAUUAAAAAGUGAGGUGGCUACCCUUAGGCAAGAUGACACUUUAUCGCAGAAGAUCGAAAAAUUAAAAAGACAGAUCGAUACUUUAAAUAAAAACAACACUCUACAGCAGACCGUGGAAGCUCUGGAAAGGAAGAUCAUGGCAAUUAGUCAAAACAACACAUUACAGCAGACCGUAGAAGUUCUUAAAAGGGAGGCUGAUUUUCUUAGACGUGACAGAACUUUACAGAACUCGGUAGAAUUCUUGAAAAAAGAGAUUUACAACCAAAAGCGGGAGGGUAAAAAAAGUUUAGAAAAUUGUCAAAAUAGAUUACAGGAAUUUGACCAAAAAUUCAGAAUUCUAAAUGAAAAUAUAACGGAUAUCUAUCAGUAUCUUGGAACGUUGGAAAAAGGUAAUUGA